AUGGGUUGGGUUGACAACGCGACGUCCGAGGUCGAGGCCAUGUCGCAGUACCCGACCAUCAUCGCCAUAUGCGUCGUCGUCUCUCUGCUAUCCAUCGUCACCGUCGGUGGCCGCCUCUGGGUCCGGGCCACGGCGCGCGGUCUCGCCAGCGAUGACUGGAUGGCCGCCAUGUCCAUGUUGUUCGCCCUCGUCUACUCCAUUCUCUGCAUCAUGCAGACCAAGUACGGCUUGGGGCUUCCGCUUCGGGCUCGGCCCAAGGAAAACCUAAUUCCCUACACUCGAGUCAACUUCGCCGGUCGCCCCAUCUACCAGAUCGGCAUCAGCUUCUUCAAGAUAGCCCUCCUGAUCAGCUACCUGCGUCUUCUUAAGGGCACCGACCAGAAGACAUAUCGGCUCGUCGUCUGGAUCACCAUAUUUCUCGUCUUCAUCGCCCACGUCGGAUGCACCCUGUCGCUCUUGUUCGCCUGCACGCCUGUGCAGAAGUCGUGGAACCCGUUGAUGGACGGCACCUGUCUCGCCCCCGGACCCUCCUUCACCGCCUACGCCGUCGUCACCAUAGUUUCUGACGUUGUCGUCGCCCUGUUGCCGAUUCCCGUCCUGCUGAAGCUCAGCAUCAGGAUAGAGAAGAAAAUCGGUCUCAUCUUCAUCUUCAUGCUCGGCCUCUUCACCACCCUCUGCUCCAUCCUGCGAUACCUGCAGAUAAACCGGAUUCAAUACGGUGACGGGAACUCUACAAUGCUCGUUCUCUGGGGCACCAUCGAGUUUAACGUUGGCAACAUGGUCUCCUCACUCCCUUUUUUGGCCCCAAUCUUUAUGAAAAAAGCCAAGGAGUAUCGUGCCAAGUACUCUGGAAACGAUUACGGCUCCUCGCAUGGAUCGAGCGAGGGGCGUCGCCACGAGAAUGGUGGCCACUACAAGCUGGCCGACGUCAGUAUCGACAAGUCUCGCAGCAACGAGAACAUCGUCCCGGCAAGCGCCAUAGUGAAGUCAGUAACAUACACCGUUCAGGUGGAGGAAGACACGACGAACGGCCUAAUGAUUGUGCACCAUCACCAUGGGGACGCGAGUUCGAAGGUUUGA
Messenger RNA from Drechmeria coniospora, 1080 nucleotides. RefSeq lists its product as uncharacterized. The record is from RefSeq and is a predicted model, not a curated record. Bases 1 to 1080 code for a protein of 359 amino acids. The transcript has 3 exons. Lineage: Eukaryota; Fungi; Ascomycota; Sordariomycetes; Hypocreales; Ophiocordycipitaceae.